CUCUCGGUGUGUUUGUGCAUUUCAUGUGCAUUCGUGUUAUAACAGGAAUCUUGUCAAAUCAUUCUGCCAACAAAAAAUUAAUGUUUUGAAGUUAUUAUUGCAUGAUACAAAUGUUAAAAUGGAGAAAUGGUCAAAAUUAAAAAUUGGCACCGACCAAUACAUUGCCAAGCUCAAUCGAAAAGAUGCUGAUAAUUUGGGAUCGUGCACAUUGUGGUUAAGUGAUUUCAAAACAUUAUGGAGCGAAUCAUUCACCGAUAAAUUUGAUCUGAUCCAACGAUUAGCCGAUUCAAAUCCGGCAUUGAACAUUGACGACGAGAUUGGGGAAAAGUUGAUAAGUGAAAUUUUUGCGUUCGAAAGUGCCAAGAUCGAUGCAUACACCAACGAUGACGACGAAAUUCAUCUGCAGCAUUCGUUGACGGAUGAAAUGGGAUGUACAUUCCAAUGGUUGUUGAAAAAACGGGAUGCACAGGUAUUUUUCGAGCAGAUCACCAAGCCGUUGCUACAACAAAUUGGCGAAAUGGAAGACAAUGAAAAGGUAUUGAUUGAAAUAAUCAACAAAAAGGAUGCUGAAAUCAAUCAAUACAAAUUGGAAGGUGCACCGGAAUUGAAUCGAAAGAAAUACAUAACGGAAAAGUUCGACGAUACCAAAUACACGUCACCAUCAAAAGUGUUCAACUGUUCGAUUGAUAGUUUUGAAGGUAUGAUUUCACCAUUGUCAAAGAAAAUUGCGAAGCGUGAAGAAAGCAUUUCACCGCAGAAGCCAACAUUUGUACCGACCAAUUUGGUAGAAGCCCGAACGGGAAGAAAUCGAAUGCAAACACAGUAUCGACAACCAACUUCACUGGAUGUUGAAUACGAUGUGUCGGACGAUGAUGGGGAUCAAUCGAUACCCAUGGAAUCAAGUGACCUUAUUGCAAUGGAAACUGCUGCAGCUGUGCUAGAACCAGUGAAGCCAAGCCCAAAGAAAUCAACCUCAAACAAACGCAUUAAGCGCAUCAAAGACGUAUUAUGAAUUUUGUUUUAAGCAUUAACAAAGUUUUUGAAGAAAUAUUGAAAUUAAAUCCUUAUCACAUAAGGCAAUAAGAAAUAUGAA
Contarinia nasturtii (swede midge) is the source of this 1093-nucleotide messenger RNA. RefSeq lists its product as uncharacterized. The coding region runs from base 119 to 1012 and encodes 297 amino acids. The record is from RefSeq and is a predicted model, not a curated record. The transcript has a single exon. Gene Ontology annotation, biological process: double-strand break repair via nonhomologous end joining. Gene Ontology annotation, molecular function: DNA end binding. Lineage: Eukaryota; Metazoa; Arthropoda; Insecta; Diptera; Cecidomyiidae. Gene Ontology annotation, cellular component: nucleus; DNA ligase IV complex.